This is a messenger RNA of Hippoglossus stenolepis (Pacific halibut), 2915 nucleotides long. It is a transcript of the gene ccdc85al, whose product is annotated as coiled-coil domain containing 85A, like. Bases 448 to 1959 code for a protein of 503 amino acids. The transcript is spliced from 3 exons. Lineage: Eukaryota; Metazoa; Chordata; Actinopteri; Pleuronectiformes; Pleuronectidae. The record is from RefSeq and is a predicted model, not a curated record.
CUCUCUCUCUCUCCCUGUCUCUCCCUCGCAGUGCGCUGAACCCCCAGGUGUGUGCGCUCCUCUCUCUUCCCCUGCGCGCACAGGGCAGAUCUCUGAUGCCCAAACCGAGGCGAUAACUCCCAGCGCCAGUCUGCUGCAUAGACUCUGCUGCGAGGAUGUUGCAGUGAUAGACGGAGGAGCAUCAUCAUCUCCCCCCCCCCACCCCCAUCAGCUGCUUCCUCAGCCGGCAUCGUCAGCUGUUGCUCCACAGCAGAGAGAGAGAGAGAGAGUGGAAGUCUCGGGAGCCGCAGAAAGAAACGGGAAAAGGGACAAACUAUGCGACUGAUUCCCGAUCGGUAACCGUCUUUCCAGCCUGAAAAAGUCGAGCGGGGAGCGGAUGCGAGCAGAGGUCGCCGACGAGCCUCUGAGUAUUUUCUGCCCUUUGUCGGUGCCGGAGGAGCCGUGCCCAUGGAGAAAGCCACUCCGCCGCCCCAGCCCCAGCUCCAGCUGUCGAUAGCCAAGACGGAAAGUCCGGCGGAGGACAUCUCCGGGCUCACGGACGAGGAGCUGUUCAAGUGGUCCAAGGAGGAGCUGGUGCGGCGGCUGAGGCGCUCCGAGGCCGACAAGAUGAGCGUGAUCCUGGACCACGGCAAUCUCAUCCGGGAGGUCAACCGCAGCCUCCAGCUGCACCUGAACGAGAUCCGGGGGCUGAAGGACAUUAACCAGAAGCUGCAGGAGGACAACCGUGAGCUGCGGGACUUGUGCUGCUUUCUAGACGAUGACCGCCAGAAAGGGAAGCGUGUCUCCAGGGAGUGGCAGCGCCUGGGACGAUACAGCGCCAGCAUAAUGCGCAAAGAGGUGACUCUCUACCUCCAAAAACUCAAGGAGCUGGAGCUGCGACAGGAGGAGGUAAUCCGCGAGAACAUGGAGCUGAAGGAGCUGUGUCUGCUGCUGGACGAGGAGAAGGGAGUGGUGGGUGGAGGUGGUGGCGGCACUGGAAGUGGAAGUGUAGGGGGUGCAGGGAUGGGAGGGUGCCGCAACUCAAUAGACAGCCAGAAUAGCUUGCUGCUGGUGCCCGGGCAGGGGCUCCUGAUGAGAGAUGUAGGGGACGGGAGUAGCACCUCCAGUGCUGGGAGCGCCGACAGCUCCGACCACCCUCAUCAUAAGCAGCCUCACCUGGCUGCAGCAGUGGGUGGAGUUGGGAGUGCUGGGGAAAAAAGGAGCCCUGAGCUUCUACAUAAACCCAGGUGUAGCAGCAUCAGUGGAAUAGGAGGCGACAGGGAUAUGUCCAGCCCCGACCACCCCACUGGGCGUCACCGGAGUACAAGCCUGGAGUACCCGUACACCCUGCCCCAGCUCAGCCGACCCCGCUGCGGCUCCAUAUCCGUGCCUGACCACAGUCGAGCCAUACGAGGCCUCAGCCCGGAAAAAUACGGGAGGAACGUGGGGCGCCGCAGUCCAGAGCAGCACCCCAAGCACCACAGCUCUGACCUCCUCCUGGGACAGAGGCAGCACUUCCUGGGCCAGGGGGGCAGCGGGGAGCUCUUUCAGAGGCACCACAGGAGCAGCAUCAGCAGCACAGGCUGUGGGAGCCCCGAGCCCCGACAGGCACAUUUAGGGACAGUCGAGCAUCACGAAAAGGGCUGCGUGGUCCCGGGGGGCAGCCCCGAAAUUCACAGGCACCAGUACAGUAUGAGCCCUGACCAUGUGAAGUUCAGCAGCCCUGUGAGAGAUGGGCAGAGGAGGCCGGCUGGAGACGAGCUGUCGCCACACCACCGAGGCAUCUACAAUGGAAUGAAUGCUUCGAUGCCUCCUCUUGACCCCAAGUUGGACAGUUAUGCUCCUCAACCAGAGGAGGGGUCGCAGCAGUACAGCCCUCCUGCAUCUCCGGCCUUGAUAGACACAGGGGCCCCUGGGUGCCUCUGUCCACAGCCCCACACGGUCUGUCGCCCAUGGCCUCAUCCAUGUCGGCAGCCCUGACACGGCAUGCCUCCAUUUUCUUUGUUUCUACAUAUCGAUGUGUAAGCGGAGGGGAGUGUCCUGAGAGAAUGCUGUUAGCGUGGUUGGUACAACUCGUGAAGACUGCCACACCUAAAUGGAUCAGAGCGGAUGUCUCUCCCUGCCAACUGUGACACAGCUACCUCCCAGAGAGCACCCAUAGAGACGGAGGGUGGGCGGGCCGCGCUGGGGAUUGGUGAGAGGAGAUGGAAAGGGGCUGUCCCCUGUUUACAAAUGUAGAUCAUUGGUGGAGAAGCACAGAAAUGAAACUUUCUACGCCCUGCUGUUCUAAACUUUAUCUAUUUUGCUACACACAUCUCUGUCUCUCUUCGAUCUAGUCCCACUCUCUCCCUCCUCUCUUUCAUCCUCAGACAUUCCUCAUCCAAAAUGUAUAAUGAGACUGGUGUAAUCCAAUGUUCUGUCUCCCGGUCUCUAAAUCCAGCCGAUCACACGAUCUCCAUCGUAUCCUCCUCCUUCCUCGUAAAUUCUUUCAGCCAUUUCAACUGAACUUUAAAAAAAAAAAAAAUCACAAAACAAAAAACACAGACGUCAAAGAUGAUCAAAGUGAAGAAAAAAAACCUUUUCCUGUGUCUUAAACCAACAUGGUCAACAUUACUAGCUGCUGACAGAUGUCUAGUUCGAUAAGAUGCAAUGUUCAGGUGUAAUUCUUCUUUUUUGUAUUUUCUUCUUUGCUCCCUUCAAGCGCCUAUAUUAUAGCUGGGGAGAAAAUUAUACAUUUCUCCAUGUUGUUUUUUUACAAGGAAGUGAAGUCCAAGUAAAAAGUAGAUUAUUGGAUUAGUUUUCUAUAUAUCUAUAUCUAUAUAUAUAUAUAUAUAUAAUAUGAUUAUUAUUUUUGACUUACUGGUAUUAGAACUAUUAUAUUAAGAUGCAUAUGAUAUAUAUAUCAAAUAAUAAACAGACUUCUUUAUGUAAAAGUG